This is a messenger RNA of Salmo salar (Atlantic salmon), 960 nucleotides long. RefSeq names its product cytochrome c oxidase subunit 4 isoform 2, mitochondrial. NCBI's taxonomy places the organism in Eukaryota, Metazoa, Chordata, Actinopteri, Salmoniformes, Salmonidae. Gene Ontology annotation, biological process: mitochondrial electron transport, cytochrome c to oxygen. Gene Ontology annotation, cellular component: respiratory chain complex IV. The record is from RefSeq and is a predicted model, not a curated record.
GAAUAGAAAUAUUUUACAGUACAAUCCUAUCCCUGCUCUAGUCUGCCAGUAGUGUCGCAUGCUUCCUCAGAUUGUUUACUUGUACGGGUUUAGUCUCUAUUAGCUCUCACACACCCCCUCCCUGCCUUUAGCCCUCCCAUUCUCUCACCAAGAACCAAAGCUGAGACACAGCAACAGUCCGCCAAAGCAGGCAAUCGCUGAAGAGCGGGUCAACUUUUUUGUCCAUAUUGUUUUUCUCAAGGUCCACUCUCUCAGGACAAAUAUGCUUCACCUGACAGUAGGACGAGUGGGGUUCUUGCUUUCCAGGCGCGCAGUGGUGGGACUGACCAACAGUGGUGCGAGGAUGUCAAGCCAUAGCCACCACGAGGUAUCUGACCAGGUGGACAUGUCCCAGCCAAUGUACUGGGAUCGUCUGGACACCCCUCUGCCAGACAGAGCAUGGAUUGAUGUCCUUGAUUCUAAGGAUAAGAGCCUGAAACAGAAGGAGAAGGGGCCAUGGACUGCACUGUCCAAGGAGGAAAAAAUUGCCUUGUACAGGUUGAAGUUCAACCACACUUACCCUGAGAUGAAGAAGCCAUCCCAUGAGUGGAAGACUGUGAUUGGUGGGAUGUUCAUCUUCUUUGGCAUCACUGGUCUGGUGGUGUUUUGGCAGGGCCACUAUGUGUACCCACCUCAACCUCACACUUUUGGUGAGGAGUGGCAGGCUAAGCAGGUUCAGAGGAUGCUGGACAUGCGGGUCAACCCAAUUGAGGGCUUUUCUGCCAAGUGGGACUACAAGAACAAACAAUGGAAGUAAAUUAAGUAAGGGAAAAGACGGGAUACUGUACUGAAAUGAGGAGCGGUUGGACUUGACAAUACCUUGAGCCUCUGUUUAGCCAACAGCCUCUUCUUCCACCAUAGUGGCAAGCUACCCAUCUGAAUCCAUCCCCAUACUGUUUAAGUAAAAAAUUACAAAAACGG